AUGCCUCAACCAUCCCAAUCUCGUGUCCCCGCAGCAGGACCAGGCGGACUGCAGCCACCCCAACCCACUAGAACACUUCGCAGAUUCCAAUCACACCAGAGCCUAUCGACAUAUUCAAAUAGCUCGGUCUUAGGAUCCCGACCUCCGAUUUCCCGAAAUGCAACCGCCAUUAACACUCGGGAUGUUUCAGAGCAGCAGGCACCUCAUCAACCAGCAGCUUCUGCAACCACGCCAGCACCUACUCAUGGCCGUGGGAGAUCGAAUAGUGACGUUACCGGGGCGGCACCUGGAGGUGCACAACCACGCAAGCGACCGAGUAUAAAUCGGAAAUCAGGAUCAAUUGGCUACCUUACCAGACGUUCUGGCCUCGAAAAUCUGUUGAGGGAAGGACCGCCAAAUAAUAAUAUAGCAAUUGGGCUUGAGGAGUUGCGAUACCUGAUUUUAUCGACUAGAGUUGACGCAGAUAACGAUGGAAUGUCAACCCAUCGGAUAUAUAUCUGGCUGGCCCUCCUAGAUAUUCCUCCCUUACCCACGGACGAAUAUCUCUCCCUAGUUCACCGUGGCCGGUCCCCAGCAUAUACCAAGAUCCGUAACGAUACAUUCCGGACUCUAGCAACUGAUCCAUUAUUCAAACGGAGGGUGACGGAAGCAAGUCUCAUACGGCUUCUCAACGCAGUAGCGUGGAAAAUCCAUGACUCGAAAAAUACAUCUUCUUCUCACCAGAUUUCUUCCUCGCAGCAGUCAAGUUCAAGGAGGACGUCCUCCAUCUUCCUCCCAGAUAUCCAGGCUGCUGCUGAUGGCCAAGGAUCAAACUUAUCAGAUUCAGCUGCAAUAUAUGUUCAGGGAAUGAAUGUGUUGUGUGCGCCUUUUUUGUAUGCUUCACGGAGUGAGGUGGAAGCAUACGCGUUAUUCCACCAUUUUAUCACUGUCGAAUGCCCUGGAUAUGCGAGAAGCACCAUGGACGGAGUCCACAAGGGCGUAAAACUGGUAGAUCGGUGUUUGGAGGUUGUUGAGCCAAAGUUAGCGAAUCACUUGUUCAGCAAGGGAAUGUAUGCUGAACUGUAUGCUUUUCCAUCCGUUCUUACGCUAUGUGCUUGCACGCCACCUCUACCAGAGGUUUUACACCUUUGGGAUUUUCUUUUUGCCUAUGGACCGCAUUUAAAUAUAUUAUGUAUUGUUGCACAACUGAUUAGGAUGAGAGAUGUCAUCCUGGCAAGUCCAAGUCCAAACAAAAUUCUCCGGUCAUUCCCACCUAUUGAUGCAAAAGAAACAAUUGCUUUGACAGUUUUGGUUGUGCAAAAAAUCCCUUCAGAUCUUUAUGAAGAACUACUUUUGCAUGCAAAAUAA
Microsporum canis CBS 113480 is the source of this 1347-nucleotide messenger RNA. Its product is annotated as cell division control protein 16. Gene Ontology annotation, biological process: activation of GTPase activity; negative regulation of septation initiation signaling. The transcript has 3 exons. Gene Ontology annotation, molecular function: GTPase activator activity. Lineage: Eukaryota; Fungi; Ascomycota; Eurotiomycetes; Onygenales; Arthrodermataceae. The coding region runs from base 1 to 1347 and encodes 448 amino acids. The record is from RefSeq and is a predicted model, not a curated record. Gene Ontology annotation, cellular component: mitotic spindle pole body.